Molecule: messenger RNA, 1971 nt
Organism: Syngnathus acus (greater pipefish)
Lineage: Eukaryota; Metazoa; Chordata; Actinopteri; Syngnathiformes; Syngnathidae
Gene: rab31
Product: RAB31, member RAS oncogene family
Exons: 7
Coding region: 190-774 (194 amino acids)
Molecular function (GO): GTPase activity; GTP binding
Source: RefSeq, a predicted model, not a curated record
AUUUUGGUGCGGGAUGUUCUUGCUGAUGGUCAGCAAGUCAGACAGACAGUCCGGGGCUUGGCAUUUUUCUCUUCACAUUCUGUUGGGGGCUGCGGUUGAAAAAAAAAAGAAAAAGUUGCAACCAUGACGAGACAAAGACAGUGAGUGAAUAUUGACGUAGAAUGAAUUAAGUCACUUAGGCGACCCAUCAUGGCGAUAAGGGAGCUCAAAGUUUGUCUUUUAGGGGACACCGGUGUGGGAAAAUCCAGCAUUGUGUGUCGCUUCGUCCAGGAUCACUUUGACCACAACAUUAGCCCCACGAUAGGAGCCUCAUUCUUGACCAAGACAGUGCCAUCCGGAAGCGAGCUGCAUAAAUUUCUGAUUUGGGACACGGCGGGACAGGAGCGGUUCCACUCAUUAGCACCGAUGUACUACAGAGGAUCAGCUGCUGCUGUCAUCGUCUAUGAUAUCACUAAACUGGACUCUUUCCAGACAUUAAAGAAGUGGGUGAAGGAGCUGAAGGAACAUGGGCCCGAGGAUAUUGUUGUCGCUAUUGCAGGGAACAAGAACGACUUAGGAGAUAUCAGGGAAGUCCCAAUGAAGGAGGCCAAGGAGUUUGCUGAAUCCAUUGCCGCCAUCUUCAUCGAGACCAGCGCCAGGAAUGCCGUAAACGUGGAGGAACUCUUCCAGAAGAUCAGCAAACAGAUCCCGCCGCUAGAAAACCUCGACGUGGAAAGCACAGAGUCGUUCAAACUGACCCGACAGCCUGCUCCGUCCACCAGGAGGUGCUGCUAGAACAUCUACAGACUGUCAAGGUCACAGCCGCCAUGCAAAACAUCUCAUGCUUAGUUUCACAUGUAUUACAAGGUAUUGGGGCCACUAUGAAAAGAAAAAAAAAAAGAAGCACUUUUAUAUUCUAGAUUUUUUUCUCAAAAAUAGCGAUAAUGUAAAAAGAAAAAGUUGAAUAAAAAAGGUGUAGUUUUACAAGAAUAAGUUUUACAAGAAUAAGGCAACUUCAUAAUUUUACGAUUUUUGUUUUACAGGACGGAAGUUGUAAUAUUACAUGGAAUGUAUUAUUGUACAAGACUAAAGUUGUCUAAUGAGGGAAAAACAAUAUUUUACAAUAUAUUAUGAAAUAAGAUUUGUGAUAUUUUGCAAAAAAUCAUAAGAAUUACAUUCCAAUACUAUAAUAUGAGAAAAUUCUAUAUUUCCGAGAACAAAGAAGAAUUCCAUGAGAAAUAGGUCGUAACUUUUCUAGAGUGAAUGGUGUUAUCAGAAGACACUAAAGUUGUAACAUUACAAUUCAAAACGUUGCAAUAUACGAACGACAUUAGAAUGUAGUAAACUGAACAUUAGUUGCAUUUCCUCCAUCAACUUUAACAAUCAUCAAAAAAUUGGACAAUGUUGCAACUUUUUUUCAUACCAUUACACCUGUACUAUAAUUAUUUUUGCAAUUCGUCUUCCUUUUCAGUUUGGCCUUAAUACUCAAAUGUGGCAUAACCUCAGCUAUCUAACAAAAGAAUAACUUCACUUUUUUUUUUUAGUAACUCAUAUAUUGCCCUCUUGUGCUGCAUUGCAAAGCAUUUCCAUCCCAUUAGCUCUCAUUACCCUCAAUGCACUGUGGCUCUUCAGUGGCGCAUCAACAUACAAUUUUUAUGCACAUGCACUUGUGUAGCACACGCACACAUACACACGCACACACACUUGCACACACAAAUACUUAUGCACUUGUAUAAGAGGUAACCGUAAUAGUUGCAUGGUUAGUACGGCGCCCCCUGCUGGAAUAUUAUGCCCGUCCCCUUUGCUACAGUUGUUUACAUGUUGAAUGAACUACAUAUGAACACAUCGUGUCAAGUGCAUUUAGUCUUUGUAUGAAGAGACUUGCCUCAGAAGCAGUGAUCGGUUUUAUCAACAUUUUUACCUUUUGUACAAGUGUAAAACCAAGUUAAAAACUGUUUAAUAAAACGGAAAUAAAGUCAAAGCAAGCGCUCA